GCCCGGAAGGCAGUUGGACGCUGGACGCCGGGCCGGCUGCGAUCCUCCCGCCGCCCCGAGAUGGGGGCUUGGGCCCUGCUCCUGGGGGCUGGGGCCCUGCUGCUGCUGCUCCCGGGCGGCGCCGAGGCGCAGGCCUGCUCCGUGAGCACGAACGUCGUGGAAGUCGAGGAGAACAAGAACUAUACCCAGCCCCUGGUGGACAUCUUCCUCCCCGAGGGCCAGCAGGUGACCCUCGCGCCCUCGUCCACCCCCUUCGCGUUCCGCAUCGAGGGGACCCAGCUGUUUCUCAACGUGACUCCCGACUACGAGGAGAACUCGGUGCUGGAGGCCCACCUGGAGUGCCGACGAGGGGGCACUGUGGUGACCCAGCAGAAGGUGCUCGUCAUUGUGCUGGACGUCAAUGACAACCCGCCCAGGUUCCCCUUCGAGGUCAAGGUCCAGAAGGUGCCCGAGGACACCAAAGUGAACACCACUGUCAUCCCGGAGACGGAGCUGCAGGCCGAGGACCUGGACAAAGAUGACAUCCUGUUCUACACCCUGCAGGAAGUGACCCCGGGUGCCAGGGACUUGUUCUCCUUGGUGGGUGUGAACCUGCCCGCCCUGCGGCUGGACCGGCCCCUGGACUUCGACCAACACCAGAACAUGACCUUCCGGCUGCUGGUCCGGGACACUCAGGAGGAGGAUGUGGUGCCUAGCCACACGGCCACGGCCACGCUGGUCCUGGAGGUGCAGCCCGCCGACCUGCAGCCCCCCUGGUUCCUGCCUUGUGUCUACGAAGAGCCUCACUUCUGCCUCCCGGCCCAGUACCGAGGGGCCAUCCCCACAGGCCACAGACUGCCGUCCCCCCUCAUCCUGUGGCCUGGGCCCAUCUAUGCCGUGGACGGGGACCGGGGCAUCAACCAGCGCAUCAUCUACAGCCUCGUGAGACGGCAGGGGAACGAGGACGACACUUUCGCCAUCGGCGCCGAAUCGGGCAACCUUACCAUGACCAAGAACGUCUCCAGCCCCCAGACCUUCCUUCUGCUGGUCAAGGGCGAGCAGGAGGACCGCGCCCGCUACUCGAUGACCCAGGUCACCGUGGAGGCCCGGGACGCCUCGGGGAGCCUGCCUCGCUUCCCUCAGAGCCUGUACCGCGGCACCGUGGCUGUGGGCUCCGGUGUGGGCACGGCGGUCAAGGACGCAGCCGCCCCCUCCCAGCCUCUGAGGAUCUGGGCCCAGGACCCCGAGUUCCCAGACCUCAACUCAGCCAUCACCUACCGAGUCACCAACAACUCCAACUUCCGAAUGCACGGGGAGGAGGUGCUGACGGCCGCCCAGCUGCUGCAGGCCGGGGUCUUCUACGCAGAGGUGGAGGCCACCAACACGGUGACGUCAGGCAGGGCGGCCACCGUCCUGGAGAUCCAAGUCACCGAGCAGCCACCCACCCCCACAGGCCCCCCAGGCUCCCCCACACCCCCAGGGACUGGAAGAACAACCCGGCCCACAGGCAGCUCUACUUCAGAAGCCCCCAGCCCCACCGGGCCUUCCCAGGGACCCUCCACGACCGUCGCUGGGGGGACUGCUGGCCCGCGCCCCCCCACGCCUUCCCAGGGACCCUCCACGACCGUCGCUGGGGGGUCCCCUGGCCCACGUCCCCCCACAAACAGCUCCACUUCAGAAUCCCCCAGGCCCCCCGGGCCUUCCCAGGGACCCUCCACGACCGUCGCUGGGGGGUCCCCUGGCCCACGUCCCCCCACAAACAGCUCCACUUCAGAAUCCCCCAGGCCCCCCGGGCCUUCUCAGGGACCCUCCACGACCGUCUCUGGGGGGUCCCCUGGCUCACACCCCCCCACAGGCACAACCCUGAGGCCACCCACCUGGUCCACACCUGGGGGGCCCUCCGGUGAGGGAACCAGCACCUCCCCCUCAUCAGCCUCGCCCAUUGGGAACUCAACACAGACCCCGAACCCAGGCUCCCCUGGGACUGGAGGAGGUACUGGCGGGGUCCCUCCGGGUGGCAGCCACGCGGAUGACCGGCGCUUCUCUGUGACGGAGAUGGCGGCCCUGGGCGGGGUGCUGGGCGCGCUGCUGCUGCUGGCCAUCAUCGCGCUGGUGGUCCUGGUCCACAAGCACUACGGCCCCCAGCUGCGGUGCUGCUCCAGCAAGGCGCCGGAGCUCCAGGGCUUUGACAACAAGACCUUCCUCGCGGACGACGGAGAGGCCAACUGGGCGCCCGCCCCCAGCACCCCGCCCACCCACACCCAGGCUGAGGUCCCGGCGGAAGUGUCGGCCGAGCCUCUGACGCCCGAGCCGCCCGCGCCCCCAUUGCCCACGCUGCCCGCCCCUGCGUCCCCCAGCCCCAUCCCCGAGUCCCCUGCGGUUGCCCGGGACGAGGGCGGACCCGCGGGCGUGCGGUCCAUCCUGACCAAGGAGCGGCGGCCGGAGGGCGGCUACAAGGCCGUGUGGUUCGGCGAGAACAUCGGGGCGGAAGCCGACGUGGUGGUGCUGAACGCGCCCACCUCGGAUGCGGACCGGGCCAGCCACUCGGGCAGCGAGGGUAGCGGCGACGAAGGCGACGGAGCCUCGUACCUGGGCGACCCCCCCUACACGUCCACCCACGACUCCACCUACAUCUAGCGCCCCCCAGCGGAGCAGGAACCCGGCAGCCGCGCCGCCCCCAACCCUUUCUCCCCACCCCCGCCCCGCGCAGCGCAGAAUAAAGUGAC
This is a messenger RNA of Phyllostomus discolor (pale spear-nosed bat), 2705 nucleotides long. It is a transcript of the gene CDHR5, whose product is annotated as cadherin related family member 5. Gene Ontology annotation, biological process: cell morphogenesis; calcium-dependent cell-cell adhesion; adherens junction organization. Gene Ontology annotation, molecular function: cadherin binding; calcium ion binding. NCBI's taxonomy places the organism in Eukaryota, Metazoa, Chordata, Mammalia, Chiroptera, Phyllostomidae. The record is from RefSeq and is a predicted model, not a curated record. The coding region runs from base 61 to 2616 and encodes 851 amino acids. Gene Ontology annotation, cellular component: catenin complex; plasma membrane; adherens junction. The transcript is spliced from 15 exons.